Molecule: messenger RNA, 2037 nt
Organism: Centropristis striata (black sea bass)
Lineage: Eukaryota; Metazoa; Chordata; Actinopteri; Perciformes; Serranidae
Gene: txlnba
Product: taxilin beta a
Exons: 10
Coding region: 1-2037 (678 amino acids)
Molecular function (GO): syntaxin binding
Source: RefSeq, a predicted model, not a curated record
AUGGAGACGUCGCUGAAAGCAGCUGAAGUGUUGACGCCCCCGCAGGCCGACAUGGACCCUGAGAGCCCUGCAGGAGAAGCUGCAGCACCUCCUGCAGCCUCCUCCUCCUCCUCCUCCGACAGCAUCGACUCCAUGGAGGAGUUCAGGAAGCGUCUCGAUGACAUCAUCAGCGACCACGGCUCGGCGGCGGCGCUGCUGGAGAGACAGACUUUGAUGGAGAUGGAGACAGAAAACAUGACCAAGGAGCCAAGAGAUGACAUCCCUGUUGCCAUGGAGACAGAGAUCUGUCUCAUCAUGAAGACUCUCAACAAGCUCUCGUCUCCACAGCAGAAACUGGAGGACGUGGUCAGGAAAUACGCCGAGCUGGGCGUCCAGCGGCGGAGUGAUGAGAAGAAGCUGAAUGUUCUGCAGCAGCGUCUGUCGGUCCUGCUGGAGGAACGUCUGCAGCUGCAGGAGGAGAGUCGCUGCAGCAUCGCAGCUCGCAGCAAGCUGGAGAAUCUGUGCAGAGAGCUGCAGGGACACUACAACGCUCUCACCGAGCGGACCAUGCAGCGCUGCAGGGAGGACGAGGAGAAGAGGAAGGACAUGACGGACCACUUCCAGGCCAUGCUGACGGAGAUCCAGGCUCAGAUCGAGCAGCACAGCAGCCGCAACGACAAGCUGUGUCUGGAGAACAGCAACCUGACCGGCAAGCUGGAGAGUCUCAUGAACCAGUGUGAGAUGAGGGAGGAGAGUCUGGAGAAGCUCAACAAGCACCGUGAGCUGCAGUACAAACUGACCGAAGCCAAGCUGCAGCAGGCCAACGCUCAGCUGACGGAGGCCGAGGAAAGACACAAGAGGGAGAAGGAAUACUUGCUUAGGGAGGCUAUUGAAAAAACAAAGAAAUGCUUCGCUAUGAAGGAGCAGGAGCUGGCCAUGAAGAAGAAGCUGACGCUCUACGGUCAGAAGUUUGACGAGUUCCAGACGACGCUGGCCAAAAGCAACGAGAUCUACGUCCGCUUCAAGAACGAGAUGGAUAAUAUGAAUGACAAGAUGAAGAAAAUGGAGAAAGAGUCAAAUUUGUGGAAGACGAGGUUUGAGACCUGCAAUAAAGCUCUGACCACCAUGAUUGAGGAGAGAACCGAGAAAAGCAAAGAGUUCGAAGUGUUCGUGCUGAAGAUUCAUAAACUGGAGAAGUUGUGCAAUGCUCUGCAGGAAGAGAGGGCGAUCCUCUACGGCAAGAUCAAGGACGUCCGCAAGGCCAACUCCGACAUCCCAUCUAAGGUCUUCGGCAGCUCUGAAGUCCAAGAGACCCCUGACUCUGAGGCUGCUGAUAAAUCUGCCCUGCUGACCCCUGAGGAGCUCCAGGAGCUCCAGGAUAUCCAAGUGGGCGACCAGGUCCUAACAGACAACAUGUCCCGUCUGAAGGACGAGCAGGCCAAGCUGCAGGAGUUUGCAGACUCCUUGUUCGCCGUGCCCAAAGACCGCGACGAAGAGCAGAGUGAGGAUUCAAAACCUGAAGAAGACUUGAUGUCUUCUGCGUUCGUCCAGUUCAAAACUCAGGCCAAAGAGGAGGCGGAGCCAGUCCCUGAGCAGGUGGUAGAUCAAUCAGAGUCAGUUCAACCACAGCCGGAAAAAGUUGAAGAGGUUCCAAAGCCAGCAACGUCCACACCUGUAGAGAAUCCUUCUGAAACGAUACCAACAGACACAAAACCAGAAGCAGUAAAAGCUCCAACCCAGGUUGAGGAAAAAGAGGUGCAACAAGUCAAACCAGAAGAGGAAAUCCAGCCAAAGCCUGCUGAAUCAGAACCAACACCCAAACUGGAAGAAGUCAAGAUCAACCCACCAACAGAACUGAAACCAGAAGCAGCAGAGGCUGAAAUUGUAGUCCAACCAGUGGUCCCAGUGGAAGCUGAGAAGGUCCAGGCUGAACCAGUGCAAGCACCAGCUACAUCCUCCGAAAAAACACCUCAAACAUCCUCCUCCUCCAAUGGCGAGUCCUCCAAGAAGCAAACACCAAAGAAGAAGAAGAAGAGGAACGGCAAGAACGCCAGCUAA